CUGUGCAGCCUAGUACUGAAGCAGUUUCCUCUAGUGGACCGGAAAACAGCUCAUCAUCUCUACGUGAUGAAGGGCACUUCAUUGAGGCUAUAAAUGAAGAGCUGCUUACACAUGUACAGCCAGUGGCUAAUGUGGUUGUAGAAAAUACACCAUCUCAUGGUGAUGACAACAAUCCGAAAGCAGCUGCUGCUACUGUCGUCACCAGUUCUACUGUUGACAAUGACAGUGCUAAUGAUGUGUGCCACUCCGAGGCAGAGGACAAAGGCUCUAAUGAAAUGAUUGACUUUUACACCUCAAUCGACGCGAACUUGAAACUUGACGAUGCAAUUACAAACGUAGAGGUGAUAAACGAAGUGCAUUCAGAUAAUCGAAAAAUUAAUCAAUCUCAACCUGAAGAGCUAGUAAAUAACAAUAAUAAUAAUUUUAUCUGUGAUAAUGCAAUAAUUGAGGAAAGUGUUGCCACUUCGAGUGCUGAUGAUUCAGUUCACCCAACUGUAGAAAAUGAAACUGUGACCAGCUCAGAUUUGGUGGCAGCAAAGGAAGUUGAAGAGGAAGAUGAGAUUACUACCAGCGACUUUACAGAAUCAUCAACUGCUCCACUAGAAGAUUAUUCAAGUCCAGUUGAAAAUGUUGAAAGAGAAGCGGCCCAAACGUUUGCAGCAGAAGAAGCAGAAACAGCAGCAGGCGCAUCAGCAGACACAGUCAAUGACGCAGUCAAUGAAGCUGUGUUGGGUGCUGAUAGCACAGUGCCACUGACCGAUUCUCCGCCGUUAGACAUCAACAACAUGUCAGAGGAGGAAUUGGACAGAUAUCUAAGCGAUUUGGUGGCUCUGGAAAGUGCUGGCAGCGCUGAACUAGCAAACAGCAAUACGACGACGGCAGACGAGGCUGUGCUGGUGAAGGACUGCGAUGAAAAGUUGAGCGAAACUCAACACAACGCAACUAGUCAACUCGAGAAGAGUGAUAGUGUGAUUGAAGAUAAUUGUGUUCAGCCAACGGAGGGGCACACUUUGGCCGGUGAAGAGGCAAUCAUAACUGGAGAAGUGGCGCAGUCGACUGACAGUGCACCAGGCGCUGGUAAUGAGGCGACACUAGUGCCUGUCGAUGAUGCUGCCACUGCUGUUGAGCAGUGUCAAGUUGAUGCUGCCAUUGAAUCAGCUGCUAAUGAUCAAGUGGUCGAAACCAGUGCAAUUGUUACAGAGUUCUCGACGGAUCGCGUUGAGGAGUCUGUGGGCAGCAGCAGCAAUACCACUGAGCACCCAGAGUCAGCCAGACCCAGCACUUUGACACUGUCUGGUGAUGUGCCCACUGAAGAGUUGGUAGAAGCUGCUGGUGAACUUCAACAGGCAGACUGCAUCGAUGCACCAACAACGUCAACAGAGCCGACUCACUCUGAUCACCCUCAGCCAUCAACGAGCACCGGUGAGGCAGACAAUCGUGGUGGUCUCGUCCUAUCGACCUACUUUGAACGACAAGAGAUGCCUAACGGAUUGACCGAGGAGGAGCAGACGCUGGGAAAGGUGAAGCCAUUUUGGAUCCCUGACGAUGAUGCCCAGAACUGUCUGCACUGUGAUGCCAAGUUUACCUUCAUCAAGCGAAGGCAUCACUGCAG
Rhagoletis zephyria (snowberry fruit fly) is the source of this 1612-nucleotide messenger RNA. Its product is annotated as zinc finger FYVE domain-containing protein 16-like. Lineage: Eukaryota; Metazoa; Arthropoda; Insecta; Diptera; Tephritidae. Gene Ontology annotation, molecular function: metal ion binding. Gene Ontology annotation, biological process: endosomal transport. Gene Ontology annotation, cellular component: early endosome membrane. The record is from RefSeq and is a predicted model, not a curated record.